GAAUCUGUUCGCGAGGCCAAAUAUCCCCGGGUCGGACACAUGGGGCGCAUGCGGCCACCGUCUCUCAGCUAUCGCGAGAUUUCGACUUCCCGGAAGCGGUGGAGAACGUCGCGAUGUGUGGGGACUGUGUGGAGAAAGAGUAUCCUAAUCGGGGUAACACCUGUCUGGAGAAUGGAUCUUUCUUACUGAAUUUUACAGGCUGUGCAGUAUGCAGUAAGAGGGAUUUUAUGCUGAUCACAAACAAGUCCCUUAAAGAGGAAGACGGAGAAGAAAUAGUUACCUAUGAUCAUCUGUGUAAGAACUGUCAUCAUGUAGUUGCCAGACAUGAGUAUACGUUCAGUAUCAUGGAUGAAUUUCAGGAAUACACCAUGCUGUGUCUGUUAUGUGGCAAAGCUGAAGAUACUAUCAGUAUUCUCCCUGAUGACCCCCGACAAAUGACUCUGUUAUUCUAAGACUCCUUCUACAGUUCUGUUGUAACUGUGUUAUGUUGGUUCAUAGAAAGCCUGAUUGUUUAAUAAUGAAAAGUUCUCUGCAUAUUUUCUUUCAUGCUAAGACCUAAAUAUUCUUUGAAAUAAAAGUAAUUUGGGAAAUUAUUGUACCUAGAGUUGAGUUCUUCUGUUGAAGUUUCUAGUUCACAUCAGUGUAGCCGAAGUGAAAUAUCUUUGUUGCAGUUAUUUGACCAGAAAAAUAAUUAGAAUGAGUGCACACCUAGUGCCCAGAUCUUGGUUUCUCCUAAAAGGAACCAGGACUUCUUGGAAAAAUGUCUGGUGGACUAGAGCAGGAAAUAAGUAUCUGGAAAUGAGCCUGGAGCAUCUUAUGUCACAAAAAAAAAAUUAAGUGCUAAUUUUUAAAAUGUCAAAAUUAUUAGGGUUUUAUCAGACAAAGAAGUCAAAUGGAGAAGCUUCCAGUGACCAAAGCUGGAACAAUUUGAGCAGCAAAAUAAAAUUAUAUUGGAUUAUAACCCAAACUACAUAAUAAAUAACUGUGAGUCCUUCAUUACUGGUAAAUAAAUGGUUGAAUGAGGGAAUGAAUAAAGAAAUGGGAGAGAAUAGACACAUCUUCUGUAUAGAAAAAUUCCAAAUAAUUUCUGUAGAUACUCCCCACCUGAAGCAUAGGCUGUUCAUAGUGACUUUCUUCCAAGAAAUAUGGAACUGGGGAAUAGCUUUACAGUGGAGAAACCUGAUAAACAUUAGCUCAGCCAGGUUAUCAAGGUUAACAUCAUCAGUGAUGAGCCAUGUUGAUAGCAUAUACUCUUUUUUUAAAUAUUUUUAUAUGUAUGGACCCUUAUUUUAUUCAUUUAUUUAUAUGUAGUGCUGAGGAUCAAACCCAGUGCCUCACCCAUGCUAGGCAAGCUCUCUACCACUGAGCUACAGCCUCAGCCCCGAUAGCAUGUACUCUUAAUGUGAUAGGAUGAGAAUGGUGCUUUACCUCUGUAGUAUUCCUUCCAAAAAGCCAUUACCCCGGUCUAAAAUCAUGAGAAAAACAUCACACAAAUCCCAAUUGAAGGACAUUAUGCAAAGUACUUGACCAGUGCUCCUUGAAACUGUCAAGUUCUUAAAAAAUAACAAAAGUCUGAUAAACAGUCACAGACAAGAAGGGCCUAAUAAGACAUGACAAUUAAAUGUAGUGUGGCAUCCUAAAGGGUAUCCUGCACCAGAAAAAAAGGACAUUUGGUUGAAACAGGGAAACUGAAUAGCAUGGUUUCAGUCACUCCAAAGGGAUCUUAGAAUGUCUUAUUUUUCUAGUUGAAAGAGCAAUUAUGGGGGUCAUAAACCCGAGCAUUUAGGUCUCUCUGCUAUUUGAUAUCAAUAUAAUCAUUAAACAUAGCAUUGCUUGGGAUUUCAUUGUCCCAUUCCUAUAACAUUGGGUUAAUAAAAUGUGAUAUACUCAUUUUGCAUUGUUAGGAGAUCCAAAUGAAUUAAUGUAAAAUACUUUGGAAAGCAUAUAAAGUACAAAGUACAAUGUGGUGGCUUCAGUUAGUUCUUCUCAUUCUGAAACCAGAACUUCAGGGGUCCAGCUUUAGAUACUGUUUCCUCUUUACAUAUAAGAGAUUAGAAAAUUCUGAGCUAAAGGUUUGCUUAUAAGGAAAAAAAUUAGCCAAUUGUUCAUUGUUGAUACCAGGGAAGAGCUUUAUUAUGUAACAGCAUGGUAAUAAUAAUAGCUGAGCUUUACUGAGUACUUCCUCUGUGCCAACAGACCAUUUAAAGCACUUAUUUAAUCCUCAUUAACACCACCAUAAGAUAAAUACCAUCCUUAUUCCAACUUUAGAGCAAGAAAAAAACUAAGACACAAAGAAGUAAAGUAACUUGCUCAAGGUCAUACAGCUACCACAGUGGCUGCUUUCCAGCAGUGGUGUUUGGUAAAUAUGAGGUACAAGGGUCUGUCAAGGUUAGGAAGAGGUUAAGAAUAUCAGUGACAGCACUCCAAGGAAUCUCGGCAUGUCAGAUAAAGAUUUAUUACUCAGAAAAGUUAAGUCAGCUGCUCCUUAGGGAUCAGUUGUUUUAUUCCUGGAAAAUGUUUUCCAUUUUGCUGCAAAUCUAUAUCUGACCUGCUGAGGAAAUCGUUCAGUGAAAUGAAUCCAAAAAGCAGAGAAAAUGCUUCAUUACUUUAAAUAGAAGCCCUAGGCCCAUUAUAUCCUCUAUAUUCCAGAAUUGUCCUGUCUUGGAAUUUGCUAAUGCUUCCAACUUUGUCAUUCGAAGCUCAGGAGUAUGAUCUUAUAUGCCCUUGCUGGUAUCCUUGUCUAUAGAAGAAUAUCUGUUUUGAACUAUGCAUUACAAAAGUUAAAAACAUAAGAUCCUAUCCAUACAUUUGAUUAUUAUUAUUCAAUCAGUGUGAUGAUGUGUUUGUGACACUGUCUUUAUCAUCUUUCAGACCCUUUCGUGGGUCAAAUGGAAUAAAGACCUCUUGAAUCCAA
Ictidomys tridecemlineatus (thirteen-lined ground squirrel) is the source of this 2914-nucleotide messenger RNA. RefSeq names its product churchill domain containing 1 (gene Churc1). NCBI's taxonomy places the organism in Eukaryota, Metazoa, Chordata, Mammalia, Rodentia, Sciuridae. Gene Ontology annotation, molecular function: structural molecule activity; nucleic acid binding; zinc ion binding. Gene Ontology annotation, biological process: fibroblast growth factor receptor signaling pathway; multicellular organism development; viral process. The record is from RefSeq and is a predicted model, not a curated record.